This is a messenger RNA of Malaclemys terrapin pileata, 7298 nucleotides long. RefSeq names its product unc-119 lipid binding chaperone (gene UNC119). Lineage: Eukaryota; Metazoa; Chordata; Testudines; Emydidae. Gene Ontology annotation, cellular component: spindle pole; centrosome; intercellular bridge. The coding region runs from base 52 to 732 and encodes 226 amino acids. The record is from RefSeq and is a predicted model, not a curated record. The transcript is spliced from 5 exons. Gene Ontology annotation, biological process: negative regulation of caveolin-mediated endocytosis; negative regulation of clathrin-dependent endocytosis; lipoprotein transport. Gene Ontology annotation, molecular function: lipid binding.
GCAGCGCGGGGCUUUGCCGGCAAAGGCGCCGAGCGGGGCCGCGGGCGGGGGAUGAGCGAGCCCGCUCUCCGCGCUGACACUCGCUCCGGCCGGCGGGGCAGCGGCGGGGCCGCGGCCAUGAGGGUGAAGAAGGGCGGCGGGGCGGCGGCCGCGGGCCCCGAGGAGGAGCUGCUGCGGAAGCCGCUCAUCGGCCCCGAGGACGUGCUGGGGCUGCAGAAAAUCACGGGCGAUUAUUUGUGCACUCCUGAGGAAAACGUGUACAAGAUAGAUUUCACCAGGUUUAAAAUCCGAGACAUGGAGUCUGGCACGGUACUGUUUGAAAUCACCAAACCACCUGCCUCAGAACGUGAACAUGGUGAUAAAAAGGAUGUUGACCCUAAUGCCGGACGGUUUGUACGCUAUCAGUUCACCCCAGCUUUCCUUAGACUUCGGCAAGUUGGAGCCACGGUAGAGUUCACAGUGGGAGACAAGCCCAUUAAUAACUUCCGCAUGAUUGAGAGGCACUACUUCCGGGAUCAGCUGCUCAAGAGUUUUGAUUUUGAAUUUGGGUUCUGCAUCCCCAGCAGUAAAAACACUUGUGAACACAUCUAUGAAUUCCCACAGCUCUCGGAGGAUCUCAUUCGAGAGAUGAUCCUUCACCCCUAUGAGACACAGUCGGACAGUUUCUACUUUGUAGACAACAAGCUGGUGAUGCACAACAAGGCAGAUUAUUCGUACAGUGGAGGACCAUGAGUACCGAGUGGACAGCAGAGUUGUGCUGGCCUUUCCUUUCCUGUAGAAAUUGUCAGGGAUUCUACCACCUUCCUGCAGUUGACUUCCCAGGUCAGCUGAGCACAGGUCCAUGAACCAAGGACUCUUUGCUGUAGUAGGAGUUUCAUGACUAAACUUGUUAAAGUCUUUCAUCUUCCCUGAGCUUUGAAGCAGAACCCAGUCCUUCAAGAACUCUAAACACAGUUUUCCACUCCAGUGAGUGAUCUUUGGUCACCAGAGUCUGAGGCUCUUUAAAAGCUCUGUGUAAAAAUGGCCUGAUAUAUCAUCCAGUUAUUAUCAACCCAGGAAUUCUGUGCCCAAAUUCUCCAGAUCCAUGUUUUCAUUAUUAAGCAUCUCUUUGCACAAUUGCUGUCUCUUAGAAUGUGGGGUGGGAGAGCCUGUGAACAGGCAGAAGUCUAAUGCAAAUACAGAGAUGCAUAUCUUUAUCUGAUUCUGUUUAUGAAUGCUUCAAAGUUUUAAUCCUAACUUCGUUUCUACAUCCACCUAAAAAUGUCUUUCAUCCUGAGAAGCAAAAUCUAAGUGUGAUUUUUAGAGAGAGAGAGCGCGCCUCUCUAAAUCUAGAACUCAGCACAUGUUUUACCUCCACAUAACAUUUCCUGUAAGAUAUCUUGGAAACAAUGAAACUCACACUGAAGGACAGUAAUUCAAUGACGGGUCUGUCUUCAACCACCCUUUUUUUCUCCCACUGUUAGAAACCUAGUAUUGAGGGUCUGCAAGUCCCCACAAGCGUUGUCCUCUUUCAUUUCAGCUUCUGUGUUCUUUGCUGAAUCAUCCAGUCAAGAAGUAGAUAUGUUUUUAGUUUAGCUUGGCAUUAUCAGGCAGUUAAUGUUCAGCCUAUACCUGGUGUAAGCUUUUCUUCCCUGAAUCUAAUUUCUUCUUUAGCUGCCUGUAUAGAGAAGUGUACCAAGACAAGAUGCUUCAGUAUGGGUUGUCAGAGGGAAGUAGUUUCAUUUGUCCAAAGUGAUUAGAGUGAAUGGACUUCCUGCUUUUUCUUUUGUGUCUGAAUUUGAAGCAUUUUAUGGUCAAGUGUGUUUAUUUUUUCUUUUGUCCAGAAUUUUUUGGAUCAGCUAUUAAUUCCUCAGAGACCAUAAGUUUGACACUGUGCAUCUACGGUCAGUGUACAACGCACGUUAUCCAAAAUGAUGGCUCCACUUCCAGUCCAGUAUAAGGAGUUUAAGAACUGUUUUGCACAAGUUUCUCAUAGUAUGCUGCUCUUUGGAGCAGGGAAGUGGAGGGGAGAGGCAAAAGCAAGCUAAUAAAUCACAGAGAAAAUCUGCUGUACUGUACAUUAGAAUAAAUGAAAAUCAAUGAAAAGGUCCAAAAUGAAUAGAAGCAAAGGACAAAAGCUUUCUUCCUUUUAUUUGCAGGUGACUUAUGGUCAUGAAACCCUCACUCAAAGAAUUUGGUUCACUGGUAUCAGAAAAAUUAAGCUUUGCAGGUUAUAGCUAUUUCUAUAAAUACGUUGUCUUCAUGUCUAAUUCUGUGAGUUAAAUGGAACAUUAUACGUUAGCCUCAGACAAGUGUGAUUGUAAUUUUUUAAAAUACCAUUUCCAGUUGUUACUAAUACAUUUCCUCCAGUCCCAGCCUAAUCAACCAAGAAAAUUGCAAACCAUUCCAAAUGUAGCCAUCCAUCAUCUGAAAAGGGAGGCCUUCACUGUUUGCACUUGGUUGGCUUGUUUUUUACGUUUGACAGUUGAUUGUUUUCUGAGGCAACUGCAGCAGGUUGGGACACAACACAGAUUAUUUUUAGUUUAAAAAAUUAACUGUAGCCAAAGUGUGUGAACACAGUUCACUGCUAUAACAAAACAGCAAAUACUACCCAGAUGAGACCUGUCGUCAUCACUACUUUUUUGUACUGUAUCUAACUACAAAAUCAGCCCAGGGCUGACUUGUCCAUUUUAAGAUGGUUACAAGGAGUUUUUCCCAAUUAUUUUUAUAUUCGUCUAGUCAACCAUGUAUCAUAGCACAAUGAAUCAUCCAAAAAUGAUAAAUAGUUUACAAAAAAAGACAAGUUAAAAUUGUUUUGUUUUUGUUUUGUUUUUUGCAUCAGGGCUGUUAAACUGUUUUGCAAAUCAAGAGACUUUCCAAACUCAUGGAAAUAUUGAACAGCUUUUGAAAUAGUCAAUAUGUAUUAAUAUAUAAGAAAAUACAUCAUUAUUUGGAGACCGUAGAGUGUUUUUAGCCAUUACGCCAUAUACUUUCCCUUGUACUAAUAUCUUCCAUCGCUCAUUCAUUGUCCAUAUUAACCACUUUUGUGCUUAAUAAUUAUAACAGCUACAUUCGGCAAGUGUGCCUGCCCAGCAUUGCCAGACAUGCAUGUUCCAGGAGCAGUGAGUUAAACUGUCACUAUCUUAUAACAUCUCAGUCCAAUGCUGUGAGAGUGGUAUCAGUUCCAUGUCCUCUUUUAGCCCAUCUUUUCAUUUAUUGGGUUGCCAUCUCAAGGAUCCUCUUGGUAUGUGAUUUUGUAACAAGACAAUUGGGAAACACUCAAAUUCAUUAGUCCCCAGUUCCUUUUUACACUUUUUGUUCUACCUCUUGUUGCUGUUUUUAAAGAUUCCCUUGAAGUGUUAGUUGAUUAUAGGAUUAAAGAUAUUAUAUCUUUUGAAAUGGGAAGUGGCUAAACAAAGUAUGCUGGAGAAAAGGUACUUCGUUCCCAGAAGUGCAAUAAGUUACAGAAUGAGAUUCUUGGUACACUGCAUUUUAUUGCAAGUGGAAGUUAAGCAUAAAAAAGAAUGAAAUAUUCACAACUGGAUUCUGGGACUAGUUUGGCAAACUGUGAUCACGACCCGUAUUCGGGGGGAGUUAUAUUUUCAGACUAGAAAAAAAAUCCAAUCAUGAUUUAUGUAGAAAUGUUUAACAGCUAGUUAGUUUGUCCAGUCCUAUAAAUAAAAAUGCUGAUAUCCUUUAAAACAGAAGAGAGAAAUUUUCAGCCAUUUAAUGGAGUAAUUUACUAGAUCAUCUUUUGGCUUUGUGUUUUCAGUGGCUGCUUUAUAAGUUAUUCUUUUCAAAAAUUAAAUGUAGAAAAAAACUGUCAAAGUGCUAAUAUUACAAGACAGCCUGUGAUGCAUUUAUGAACUCUUUAGACCAGUAUGAAGCUUUCUCUAAAAGUGUUAUGAAGACAGAAUUUUAUAGUCCAUUGUAACUGUCAUUCUGUAGUUGCAGUUUUUCAUCUAGAGAGCUGUAUGCUGUCAUAAAUUGUUUCCAACUUUUAAAUCUAAGUUUAAUACAAAAAGAAAAAGGAAGGCCUUGGAUAAUGGACAGGUUCCAUUUCUACUCUGGCUGCUCAUGCAGAAAUAUGCUGUGUAAUAUUGAUGCAACAUCCAUUGAAUCAUACUGCACAUGAUAUCUGUGAAAUACGCAUGAAAAAUCUCAUAGGAACUUUUCCAAUAUAUUCAUAGUUUUAGUGCCAUUUCAUGAGGAAAUUAAUUUUUUCCUUCUUCUGGGGCUUAUUUUGUAACAAACGUCUAAUGUUUCCUCUGAUCUUAAGAUGGGUCACUUUUUUGAGAUAUGAAGGAGCAGAGUUACCCAUGAAAGAAACUGGCUAUAAGAGACCAUUUUAAAACCAAAUGCUUAUAAAAUGCCUUCAACUACCAUUGGUUUGAAUGGGAAUUAAAAGCACUUGGCACCCUUCUAGAAUCAGGCCCAUGACUUCGUUUUAAAAUUGGUACCUUAUUUUUGGCAAAAGGUAGAAUUGCAAUUAAAAAAAAUUUUCAUUCUUGUUCCCAGAAGGCUCUUAGUUACUUUCCAUGUAGCUGUUACUCUGGGUUUACCUUUGUGUCCAGGCUCUGAAAUCCUAGCUUUCCCGAUGGGUAUUGCAUUCACUUUACACCCAGCAGGUCAAGCCAAGACAGUACACGUUAAAAUUGGGGUGUUCUUGUUACCCUCUUGCACCCUCUUCCCCCAGCCCCACAUAUGAUUUUAAUAGCCAUUGUCUCGAGAAUUCCAUAUAUGCCUGUACCAUUUGAGAGUCUGGGACCCUAGUCUGCAAUGGUAUAAAGGAUUAUCUCUAACGUUUAUUGAUUUGUAAGCCACUGGCUAUUAAAUGUUGGAACUGAAGUGAGAUGAAAAGAGCAAGAGGGUAAUCAAGAUGACCAACUUUUAGAGAUUAGAUGUUCCUUAUUACUAAUAUAUUUAUCAUGUCUUUUAUUAUUUGUUGAAUUAACUUUGUAAAACCCUUAGUACUCUCUGGGAACACGUUAUUAUUUUACCUCCACGAUGGUUCACUUAAGUGAAGUUUGAUGCUGUUGGAGUUGCUAACAUUCAUAGACUUUAAGGCCAGAAGGGACCCUCAAUCGUCUAAUCAGACCUCCACUGACACAACUCUUCUUUAAUAAGGAAAUAAAUUGUCUCAAUGUAGUUAUUGUAAGUGGACAAAACAUUGGACUUUAUCUCUUUUCUAGGUCUUUAUAAUUUAAGUUCCUUGGAAAUAUAGGGAGAUUUUCAAAUAGUUAAUUCAACAGCAAAAAUAACUUAAUUUAAUACCUAUACUGUAUGGUCCAAUAUUUCACAGAUAGCUAUACUAGAAACAUAUUGUUGGAACAGGACAAAUGCUUUCAAGACCAAUACAUUUUUACAUGCUCUGGCCUUGGACCAAUGAUCAUAAAGAGAAAAGAUUCCUGCAGAUAUAGUAUAUGUCCUUUAUGUAGUGAGAUGGUUUGUGCACUAAUUGACUAUUCCAUUAUUAUCGUGGACUGGGGAGGAUUUUUGAGUCUGAUUAAAUGUAGGUAGUCUCUUCAUUUCAAGAUUAAAAACAAGAUGUUAAGUUAAUGUUCUUGUUCACAAUCUCUUUUGUAAUAAAGUUUUGUUGUAUGAACAGAUCAGUAAGAUGGAACUGCUUGGCUGGUCUGUCAGCCAUUUGGGUCACAUUGAAAAUGCUCGUACAGGGUAGCAAAAGUACAAACUGCAGCUGCACAUAUCUUUAAUAUAGAGAUACAGGCUAAAAGUCCCAACAUGCAAAGCUUCAUCUUAAUCCAUACUAUCUACUCACUUGCAUCAAGGAUGGAGCACUGUGCGUCAGUACCUGGUCUCCAUGGGUCAAACCUUUGUUAAAGAAGAAAGCAAGUGCAACAUGCUCCAGGUUAUGUUGGUUAAAUGCAACCCUUGGGCUCAGGGAAGUGGCCAGUGCUGCCCUUGGUUGUAAAGUUUGAACACCCUGUACUAUUAUAAAAGACUGUUGAAGGGUGUGUGUGUCUAUUAAACUAUCCUCUUAGAUUGUGAACACUUGGGGGUAGGAACUGUUUGUUUUGUUUGAACAGCACCUGUCAUUUAGUUGGUGCUCCUGACAUUCAACCUCCAUGCCUCGUGUGUAUUGUAAGACUAACCUGUUAAUAAAUAUGUCAUCUCUGUGAGAAGUUGUUGGCAAAUAGCUCCAGUUAACCAGGUCUGACUAGGAGCUGGAUUCCAGGAACAAGUGCUACCACUUGAAAGAAACAGAAGUGGAACAACUGAGAAACUACAUGGUAGAUUUUGGUUAACUGGGGCUAAGAACUAUAAAGUCCUGACAGCUUUAAAUGUUUUUCUGUUAAAUGAAAACCUUAGCUCAUAGCUUCUGUUAGCAAUUGUUUUUCUAAACCCCAAAUGUAAGUACUAGUGAAGUUUACAUAAAUGUUUUAAUUUUAAAAUCAGAUUUAUUCUUAAAAUUCUGACAGCUAUAUAUCAACAUGCAAACACAAGAGUGAUAUGAUGGUCAUGAAAUGCCAGAUGCAUUAUCUUCUGAAUCAUGGCAUAGUCUAAACAGAUGGUACUGUAUAUUUGUAGAUCCAUUUAUAUGAUUUAGUGAACUUCCCUAGAAUCACUGUGCUAAUGCCUACUGUAAUGUCUGCUUUUACUUUAAUGCUACACUGAGAAUACCUAUCUGAAUGUGACUUUUCUGCAUAAAAUCAGAUUGGAUUGUCUGUAUUAAAAUAUAUGUAUUUAUAAAAUAAAAAUAUAUUUUUGGUGGAAGGAAAGUAAAAAUCUAGGGAUAAUUCCAUUGGGAUAACCUUAGCAACAUUUUUAUCAAGUUUUAUUUUAUAAAUGUUUGUAUCUUGUUAGUUGUCUAACUUCAGUUUCCAGUAAGAACAUCCACUGUAGCUCACUUAGUGGAAAUACAUUGCACUGCCAUGCAGAGAACCUGGGGUUGGAAGAAUUAGGAUUGUUUUUCCUUCUGGAAUUGAGGGAAACUGAGCAAGUUGCCAUGGAGAACAUAAACCCUGGCAGUCAAUCCAUCUGACUGGCAUUGGUUUGAGCACUUGGUUUGCUUUAUUUGGUCUCUCUAUAGGGGGUAGGAGUGUAGAUGUUAAAAGUAAUGAACACAAGGAGUCCAAAUAGUGAGUACAUACACUCACGCAAAACUAUUUAAUAUUGCCGGUCCAGUCAUCAGUAUUUACAGGUUAGGGAAUAUGCUUAAAUAUUUCCAUUAUUUUGGAAAAGGGGUUAAAAUAUGUAUCUUUCAUUAGCAAGUAUUUUGUUUCCUGUAACAAACUGCAAAAUGUUUAAAAAAAUUAAAAGUAAAUUAUUGAUCCUAAAAAUGGUGGUUUGUUUGUUUG